AUGUUGGAAAGGGCCUGCCCUUUACCGGAGGAAUAUAAAACCUCUCGCGGCGUAGACGCUGAAAACGUAAAUCUCGUUGUGAGCCUUGAAAUUCCAUGGAAGCGUGAAGUUUACUUGCAUCGCAUUGGCAGAGCAGGACGUUUUGGAAGUUAUGGAGCGUCCAUUAUUCUUGUCUCAGACAAGGGCGACGACUUGAAGUCACUGUGCAGGAUAGAGGAUAAGAACGCUACACCCAUCCUUGAAUUGCCAGAGCCACUUCCCGCAAACCUGGCCGACUCUGAUUGCCAAGUGGACACCUCGGAACUUGUGACUGUCACAAAACUCACAAAUCGCAGAAAACCACCCGCAGUACCACUGGACCCACUGGAUAACCAGAUCAGUGCGAAGGAUGAUGCACCUGUUGCUUCCCCCUCCAACCAACCAAAUCGGCCAUCCAGAUCGUCUAUGGAAAUCAAGCCCACUCGUUUACCGCCAAAUGGUCGCCGUACUGGCAAGCCCCCGUCACGCCUUGUAGAGAGUGUUUUGGCCUAUGCUGAUGCUAUGAAAAAGCACGAGCUGUGGCAUCUGACAGUUGACAAUGGUUCUGCCACCGAGCUGCCCAGCCCAGAGCCUAUCCAGCUGCCUCAUAAUUUGGAGGUGGAAGCCGUGCAGUGUCUGACAGAGUUUAUCGAUCGAACCACGUCGGCCAAUGACUGUUUACAACGGGUUUCACUCGAUUACCCGUUAGUGACCUCGCGCGAAGAGGGCACUGAGAAAAAACCGUUAGCCGAGGACUCUGUCCAGGAACAAAAAAUAUCGGUGAGCGCUGCAACGGGAGUCAAAAAUACUGCUGCUGUUACUGUUGCCGCUCCCGUUGUUUCAAAGAUGUCAGACGCUACUUGCACCGCGGGUCAGUCAACUCACCACCUUACUUCACGUCAGAGAGCUGUUUGGAAUGAGUAUUGUCGCCUAUCCGCCUGGCGUGAUUACUUCUACACUUGCUGGGAACAGGAGCUAGGCCAGUAUCAAGAGAAACUUCGCCAGUACGAGGGGCUUAAACAACAACUGGCUCAAAAUGAAUCGUGA
This is a messenger RNA of Dibothriocephalus latus, 1065 nucleotides long. NCBI's taxonomy places the organism in Eukaryota, Metazoa, Platyhelminthes, Cestoda, Diphyllobothriidea, Diphyllobothriidae. The record is from the annotation of a GenBank genome assembly.